Molecule: messenger RNA, 4293 nt
Organism: Melanotaenia boesemani (Boeseman's rainbowfish)
Lineage: Eukaryota; Metazoa; Chordata; Actinopteri; Atheriniformes; Melanotaeniidae
Gene: aff1
Product: AF4/FMR2 family, member 1
Biological process (GO): regulation of gene expression
Cellular component (GO): super elongation complex; nucleus
Source: RefSeq, a predicted model, not a curated record
UCCAGUAGGCAGUCAGACCGGACUGAACCCAAACACGCUCAGUGAGCAGACAACUAUCAAACAACGGCAACCUGACAAUCAUUAGAAAUAAUUAAAUAAACUUCACUGGUCAAAAAUGUGACCACACGAGAAGACCACCUCAGCGAGGACUGUACGAAACGCAUGGCAACCAACUUUGGUUGUGGCGAGAGACGUCACACCAUGGCAUCUCAGCCGAGUGUAUAUAAUGAAGAAAGGAACCUUCUCCGACUCCGAGCAUGGGAACAGAGGAACCAAGAAACCAGCCAAAGCCAGGAUCUUAACCCUGAAAACGUUCCACUCUUUGGGGAACCAUACAAGACAAACAAAGAAGAUGAGCUUUCCAAUCGAAUCCAAAAGAUGCUGGGCAGUUAUGAAGAUGUGAAUAAUCCCUCUCCCUUUUCCAGUAUGGCUUUACCAAUUUCUUCUUGCGUAUCCUUCUUGCAGUCAGAUCAGGGUCAGCCAAAUACAGAUGAAUCAUCCAACGCUCCAUUCCACCAUCAGGCCCCUUAUUUGUCCUCUCAGAGCCAGAAGAGGCACUCAAGUGACGGCCAGUCCUCUCAGCCCACGAAGAUAUCCACUGCUACAUCAGCUUCAAACCACCACACACAUUCAUCCACUUUCUCAAAGACUUUUUUGAACCACAGCAAGGGCAGCCAGUUCAGCCACUCGGCACAUCAACAAAAGAAGAGCAAAGUUUUCUCCGAUCUCAGGGAGCAUGUCACCCUUGCUCAGGAAAUAUCUGCUCAGUCUCCUGAUAGUAAGCAACUACCCCUCCUACAUUCCAGUGAUCAUAAUAUUGACAUGGAUACCAGGGACUCCUUCAGUGGGCAUCAGCUUCAAGGGUCCACAGAUUGUUUGUUGGGAUUUGCCAGCACCAUGGAUGUUUCCACACUGAACAUUAAGCAAUCACCUGAAGAUGCAUCUCUGCCUCAAGCCAAGACUAAUUCACUACCCUCCCAGACAUUUCCUUCACUGUUGUCAUCUAAGCAGCCUGGAACAGUCAUGCCACAGAAGCCAACAGCAUAUGUGCGCCCCAUGGAUGGUCAGGACCAGGUGGUUAAUGAGUCACCUGAGCUAAAGCCUUCACCUGAGCACUAUGCAGCACUACCAGAGUUAAUCAACAAAUCUGACCUUGGAAAAACUAAGAUAAUGCCCCAAUUUCUGGAGACAACAGCAGAGGAAGCUCAGUGUGUUGAAGACAUAUUAAGAGAAAUGACCCACUCAUGGCCCCCUCUUCUGACAGCUAUACACACACCUAUCUCUGAUGAACCAAAGUUUCUGUUCCCAGCCAGGGAAGCAGAGCAUGUCUCUUCACGUCCGGAACAAAAAAACCAUGGCUCUUUCCCUGCAGCUCCAUCUCAUUUCAGCCAGCAAAGCUCCUCAAUUUCGUUUGAAGCACAUUCCAGUGGAGUAGAGACAACAAGCUCCAGCGAUUCAGAGAGCAGCCCCGGUUCAGAGUCAGACAGUGAAAGCACCAUCGAUGAGCCACCUCAACCUCCCAAUGGCAGCUCAGUUAAAACCGAGCCCGAUGCCCCAGCAGUGAGCCAUGGUGACUGGCAGCUGGGGAACUGGAUCAAGUCUAAUCAACAGAACUCUGGUGCCGACAUCCAAGGCAGUGCACUUGUGUCUGAGAGCCCCACUCACGAGCAACUACCACCCACUCAGAGCUCCGAGCACACCACCAAGGAAUAUAAACCUCAGCUCUCUUCUCACAGAAAAGAGUUCGCUGACGACCUGGCUGCUCCCCAGAAGUUCAGUGAAAGUUCUCAGGACAACUGUUGCCAGCAGCAGAGUAGUAACGUGAGCACCUGUAGCAAUUCCAGAAAAACGACUAAAUCAACGACAGCAGAUAGCCUGGGUCCCACUGAAGCAGCACUCGGUGUUAAGUGUGAAGAAGUUGUAACAACGCAAACAAAAGACUUCUGUUUUACAGACAGACCCAAGGUAAAGAUGAAAGCAGUGCGUUUUAAGAAGGCUAGCAAUGACACUAAAAGAGACAAUAAACUGACUAAAAACACCAAACUCGAUAAGCAGAGGGCUGGAUCAGAAGCCACACUUGUUUUGCAUUCUCAUUGUCAGUCAUGUGGUGAGCAUUAUCCUAACCCCUGCUCCUGCCCCACCCAAAGUCCUGCUCUGCCUGACCAGCCGUCUCCUGCCCCACCACUCAGAGGCAGCCAUGGUAAACCCAGAGCAAAAACUGGCUGUCAAAGUGGCACCAAGCAGCCUCACAAAUUGAUCCACAAGCACUCAGAGUCUCCUGGGCAUGCUGCCAAGGGUUCUUUGGACCUCCAUCUGCCUCCUACAUCCCUGCUGGUGAAGAUAGAUCUAAAUCUGCUCUCAAGAGUGCCCCAAGCUUCCAGCAUUCACAGAGGGAUUCCCAGCAAAACAAAGAGACCAGCACUGGUCUUGGAGAAAGAUGAAGAAAGGAGUAAUGCUUCAAAAACACAAAAAUACACCACACCCAGCGAAAAGUCACAAAAUAUUAAGGUAGAAAAUAAAAGUCUUCCAAAGAAGAAACCGAAGCUGGAAAACAAGAUGACCCCAUCAGCUGGUGCCUCUGGGAAACUACAUAGUUCCAGCAAUUCAACUCAAGUCAGGAAGCAAAAGAAGGCCCACAAACAGAUUCAGAACUCCACAGCAUCAAAAGACUCUGCCAAAGAGUCAAAGUUACAAAAAUCUGGUGUAAAGAAGCCACAGGAGGCUGGAACGAGCGAGGAAUCCUGUAAAAGCAAGAAGAGCAGUGGAAAACACACACAGCAACCACGCCAUGGAAAGCAAAGGCCCCCGAAGACCAGCACUGCUGUCCCGGCAGCUUCACAGCCUCUCAGGAAAGCGUCGACCAGCAGGCCUUUGCUCAGAUUUGAUGAGAGGGAGUAUCCAGUGAAGCAUUACAUAAAAGAGGCCAAAAGACUCAAGCACAAGGCAGAUGCAGAGUCUGACAAACUCAGUAAAGCUUUAAACUAUCUAGAUGCAGCCAUGUUCUUUGUUGAGAGUGGCAUUGCCAUGGAAAAAGAUCCUCAGAUUUCAACGUCUUCCUACACAAUGUUUGCAGAGACGGUGGAACUUCUCAAAUUCAUACUGAAACUUAAAAACCCAGUAGACUCCACUGCUACACCUUCAGAAAAGGACUUAUUAGCUUUAUGCUUGAAGUGCCAGUCCCUCCUACAGAUGGCCAUGUUUAGCCACAAACACAAAAUGGCACUGAAGUAUUCAAAAACCCUUACUGAUCACUUUAAUACCUCCCCUCAUGCAUCCCACAAUCCUCUGUGCUCAUCAAAGACUGCAGAAAACCCGCCCCUCGACAUGCCGUCUCCAGCCAGCACAUCUACCAGCUCAGGUCCUGGCUCAAAUCACAGUGGGUUAGGAAUGGGUUCUGUUGGCCCCGCUGUGGCAUUUCCUAAAGAAAUUGAACAAGUGGCCUUCACUUAUGUCAACAUCACUAUGUUAUUCUUAAGCGCUCAUGACAUUUGGGAGCAGGCAGAGGAGCUGGUGCACAAAGGUAACGGUAUGUUGACCGAGCUGGACACUGUUAUGGGCCCACUUAGCCUGACUUCCAGUAUGAGCUCAAUGGUCCGCUAUACAAGACAAGGUGUCCACUGGCUGAGGUUGGACAGCCAAAAGGUGUGACGCUGGAUACCCUUCAAACUGCCUUACUCCAUCUUUCCCUCACUUCAGCAUCAUCCUGAUCCUGACCCGAACGAUUUCUCAAGCUUCCUAGCUCUUCAGUCUCUCUGUUGCUCUAUAAGGUGAUGUCAUGAAAUCAUUUUAAAAUCAUGGCUUUAUUCAGGAGUGAGCUGAAAUCAAAGAGGAAAUCAAAAUAUUACCAAAAGUGCCAAUGGGGUGUGCUCAGUAAUUUUGUUUUCUCAAUCAUAUGCUCGAGGUGCAAGUCCCGACACAGAUUUAAUUUAUAAUUGUCUCAACUUUUGUUAUCAUUAUGACCUCUGAUUAGGUGGUAAUCAGGAAAAUAUGGCACUUAACUCGUCACGCAGUUCUUGUUAACGGUUUUACUUCAUUUCUCAUACGAGCUGGUUUUCCCGUUUCGGUCUUAAACACUUGUUUGACCAAGGCUAAGAAAACCUGUAUCAGUACUUUCUUUAAAGUUUUCUACUAAUAACCUAGUUUAAUAUGGGGAAUGAUUUGAUAAAAAAAUAUUUACGUUUAUUGCAAAAGUGCAGCAUAGUAAUAUUCAAUCAGCCUUUAAUUUAUUAAUUUUAGCUAAUUCGGAGUUAAGUCUGUAUUUUCAGUUUUUCUUGUGCAAUAAUAACAAAUGAU